AUGGUUGCGGGGGUAUUCGGGGCAUUCUCCUGGCGCUAUGUGUCAAGCAUAUUCAAACUGGGUGCUUCACAAACAAUAAUUGCAUGUAUCGUCUUAUUUGAGAUCGUUCCUCUCUAUGGUCUCUUGGGGUUUAUCCCGGCAAUCAAGGAUUUGGGGUACCUUGGCCUCCAGCAACCCUGGGAGAUGUUUCCCUUGGGUAUUGUUUACGGCCUUGUUAUGGGUGGCUUGUCGUCAUAUUGUCGAAGCUUUUUUGGAGAGCUCAUCCCCCCCGGCUACGAAACGGCGUUCUUUGCCCUUUAUGCUAUCACGGACAAGGGCUCGAGUGUUUUCGGGCCCGCUAUCGUGGGAAUAAUCACGGACCGUUACGGUGAGAUCCGGCCAGCAUUUGCCUUUCUUGCCGUGUUGAUACUGCUUCCACUGCCGCUAAUGCUUCUCGUUGACGUCAAUCGAGGUAAACGGGAUGCCUACGCGCUUGCGGUUGAACUGGCGGGCCACUCCACACGGGACACACCUUGCUAUGGCACAAUUCCACAAGACCAACCAGACAAUGAAGAAGAGGCUGUGGCCCAUACCGAGGAUUGA
Molecule: messenger RNA, 582 nt
Organism: Aspergillus melleus
Lineage: Eukaryota; Fungi; Ascomycota; Eurotiomycetes; Eurotiales; Aspergillaceae
Gene: ATG22
Product: Autophagy protein 22
Exons: 1
Coding region: 1-582 (193 amino acids)
Biological process (GO): amino acid transmembrane export from vacuole
Source: RefSeq, a predicted model, not a curated record